AUGGCAGCACCAAGGGAGAUGAAGAAUAGGCGGUCGCUCCUGAGCCGGGUUGACUCGUACGUUGCUGACACCCGGGUCGGGAAGCAGUUCAAGCUCACGGAGCGGAACACCACCUUCAGCACCGAGGUGCGGGCCGGCACGGCCACCUUCCUCACCAUAGCCUGCAUACUGGCGGUGAAUGCCAGCAUCCUGACCGACUCGGGCGGCACUUGCUCUGUCAAGGACUCCAUCGAGCUCUUCUCCAACCACGCAAUUCCUGUGUCGAGCUGCACUGGCCCGACCCACCAAAUCGUCUUGCCUGACGAGUCGUGCAAAUUUCCCCCGAUGGACCUAAUCGUGGCCACCACAGUGUCAUCUUUAAUAGGGUGUCUCCUGAUGGGGACGUUGGCCAAUCUUCCCUUAGGCUUGGCUCCAGGCAUGGGCACAAACGCCUACUUCGCUUAUACCGUGGUCGGGUUCCACGGGUCUGGUAAAGUACCUUAUAAAAGUGCCCUCGCGGCCAUAUUCAUCGAAGGCUAGAUCUUUCCUCUGCUGUCGGCGGUCGGAUUACGAGCAAAACUCGCACAGCUGGUCCUGAAGACCGUCCAGGUUUCCUCGAUGGCGGGUAUCAGCUUGUUUCUCGCAUUCAUCGGGUUACAAAACAAUCAAGGAAUCGGACUCAUUGGCUACAGUCCUUCGACUCUAGUCACGCUUGGAGGCUGCCCUAUAUCUUCUAAAGUGGCUCUAGUCCCUGUCGUGAUGUUGGCCAGUGGCACAGGUGGCAUGGCGCCUCAAGGCACUGUUUCAGGUGACAUAAUGUGCUUGGGUAAUCGCAUGGAAAGCCCAACCUUAUGGCUUGGCAUAGUAGGGUUCAUAAUAAUCGCAUAUUGCCUGGUGAAUAACGUCAAAGGGGCGAUGAUAUACGGCAUCAUCUUCGUCACGGUCGUCUCGUGGCUCCGGAACACCGCCGUCACAGUGUUCCCGGACACACAGCAAGGGAAGUUGCACUACCAGUACUUCAGGCAGGUUAUGGACGUCCACUCGAUCAAGACCACGGCCGGAGCUUUGAGCUUCAAGGACAUCGACAAAGCCAGUUUCUGGGAGGCUCUAGUGACGUUCCUAUGUGUCGACAUACUCGACACCACGGGGACACUGUACUCGAUGGCCAAAUUCGCCGGCUUCACAGAUGCAAAUGGUGACUUCAAGGGCCAAUACUUUGCUUUCACGUCCGAGGCAUCGUCAAUCAUAGUAGGGUCGCUACUCGGGACUUCACCUGUGACAACAUUCAUCGAAUCGUCGACGGGGAUCAAGGAAGGCGGCCGGACUGGGCUAAUGGCAAUAACCGUGGCGGGUUACUUCUUCCUGGCCUUCUUCUUCAGGCCGUUGCUUGCCUCGAUUCCCGUGUGGGCGGUGGGGCCGCCACUUAUCCUGGUGGGGGUGCUUAUGAUGACAUCGGUGGUGGAGAUUGAGUGGGAGGACAUGAGGCAAGCGAUUCCGGAGUUUGUGACGAUAAUCCUCAUGCCGUUGACGUACUCCAUAGCCUAUGGCAUGAUCGGCGGCAUCGGGAUGUACGUCGUCUUGCACGUCGGAGACUGGGGCCGGAAAAUCUUGGGGAGGUACGAGAUUUGGAGACACAUGGGGCAAUGCAACCCGGGCAACGAGGCUUCGAAUGGGAAUGAAAACAGCAUUCGCGGGCGUGACAAGGUUCUUGAAGCUUGGUUCAAACGUAAAUAUGAAGUGCACAAAAAAAACAAAUUGAAAAACACCGUUUCUGUUUUGCUUUCGAUAGCGAAUGAUUCAACAUUUUUUUGGGAUGACACUGAUGAGAAUACUUAA
Eucalyptus grandis is the source of this 1815-nucleotide messenger RNA. RefSeq names its product adenine/guanine permease AZG1-like. NCBI's taxonomy places the organism in Eukaryota, Viridiplantae, Streptophyta, Magnoliopsida, Myrtales, Myrtaceae. Gene Ontology annotation, cellular component: plasma membrane. Gene Ontology annotation, molecular function: purine nucleobase transmembrane transporter activity. Gene Ontology annotation, biological process: transmembrane transport. The record is from RefSeq and is a predicted model, not a curated record.